This is a messenger RNA of Dissoconium aciculare CBS 342.82, 261 nucleotides long. RefSeq lists its product as uncharacterized. Bases 1 to 261 code for a protein of 86 amino acids. Gene Ontology annotation, molecular function: transcription corepressor activity. The transcript has 4 exons. The record is from RefSeq and is a predicted model, not a curated record. Lineage: Eukaryota; Fungi; Ascomycota; Dothideomycetes; Mycosphaerellales; Dissoconiaceae.
AUGGCCGCCGAUAGGACAUCCUUCAGCGCGCAGGUCAACAGCAUGACCUCAGGUGACAAGAAGAGUGCGGUGCCUGAUGAUACUUCUGAAUUGGUUGGAUUGAUUGACGAUCUACUGAACAACCUUUCGAAGAAAUUCGACGGUGUCUCGACCGAGAUUCUUUCCAAGAUGGACGAAAUGUCAAAACGGAUCGAGGCACUAGAAGCCAGCAUAUUGGCUUCGAAUACAGACGAAAACGGAUCACAUAAAGAUGUUCAAUGA